Molecule: messenger RNA, 2366 nt
Organism: Aspergillus wentii DTO 134E9
Lineage: Eukaryota; Fungi; Ascomycota; Eurotiomycetes; Eurotiales; Aspergillaceae
Product: alpha-galactosidase D
Exons: 6
Coding region: 7-1959 (650 amino acids)
Biological process (GO): carbohydrate metabolic process
Molecular function (GO): hydrolase activity, hydrolyzing O-glycosyl compounds
Source: RefSeq, a predicted model, not a curated record
GACAAAAUGGCAUUCCUCCUACUGACUCUCCCAACCCUCAUAACAGCAGCCCAAGAUGGCCUCGCCAAAACACCACCAAUGGGAUGGAACACCUACAACCACUACAACUGCCAACCGAACGAAUCCAUCGUCCACUCCAACGCCCAAGCCCUCCUCGACCUCGACCUCGCCCCGCUGGGCUACCGCUACGUAACCACCGACUGCGGCUGGACCGUUUCUGACCGUCUCCCCAAUGGCUCGGUAACCUGGAACGAGACGACUUUUCCGAGCGGCUUUCCCGCGUUGGGCAGGUGGUUGCAUGAGAGGGGGCUGUUGUUUGGGGUUUAUGAGGAUUCGGGGGUGAAGCUUUGUGGGAGUCCGCCGGAUCAGGUGGGGAGUUUGUACCAUGAGGAGGAGGAUGCAACGACGUUUGCGGAGUGGGAUAUUGAUGCGUUGAAAUAUGACAACUGCUUCUCCGACGCCGAAACAAACUACCCCGUCACCAACUACUCGCCCUCGCAAUCCCCUCGCCCGCGCUACGCCAACAUGUCCACCGCCCUUUCAGACGCGAUCUCCCACACCGUCCUCUUCCAAAUCUGCGAAUGGGGCGUCGACUUCCCUGCCCUCUGGGCCCCCUCUCUCGGCCACACCUGGCGGAUAGGCAACGAUAUCAUCCCCGCGUGGCGCAGCAUCGCGCGAACACUCAACCAAGCCGUUCCGCAGACUGACUUUGCUGGGCCUGGCCAGUGGCCGGAUCUGGAUAUGCUCGAGGUGGGGAAUGGGGUGUUGAGUCGGGCGGAGGAGGAGACGCAUUUCAGUAUGUGGGCUGUGCUGAAGAGUCCGUUGGUGAUUGGGGCUGCGUUGAGGGAUGAGCAGACUGCUAUUGGCGGGGAUUCGUUGGAGGUGUUGAAGAAUAAGGAUGUUAUUUCGUAUAAUCAGGACGAGCUGGGUGAGAGUGUGCGGUUGAGGAGGAGAUGGACGGAGGAGGGGUUUGAGGUUUGGAGUGGGCGGUUGUCUGGGGAUAGGACGGUUGCUGCUUUGAUUAAUUGGAGAGAGGAGGAGAGGGAGUUGAGUCUUGAUCUGGCGGAUGUGGGAUUGCAGCAUGCUGGGUUGGUGAGGAAUAUCUGGGCGAAUUCGACGGCGGAGAAUGUCAAGUCGAGAUAUUCGGCGAGUGUCGAGGGGCAUGGGACGAUGUUGGUCGAGUUGCGGAAUACGACUGAGGCUGGUGUUUAUCCAUCCAGUCUUUUUGGACAGAGAAACGGGGCAUCGACGACAUUCGACUCCAUUUACGGCAUCACCUCCAGCAACAACUACACCAUCAAGAUCAACUUCUCCCAACCAUCUUCAUCUUCCAACAUAACCAUCUCUACAGCAUCAGGAAACACAUCCAAACCCCUCCCCAGCUCCAGCAAAACCCUCGCCCUAACCAUUCCCCUCUCCGCCGGCCUCAACACCCUCACCAUCCACCAUGACACUCCCAUCGACUCUAUCCAGAUAUCUCCUCCAGAAGGAACUUACUAUCCUAGUACUUCAUUCGGAUUAUCAGGAUCAGCAGACCUCACAACCUGCGGCUCUGGCUACUGCAAACCCACCGGCUCAAAAAUCACCUCCAUCACCCCCAACAGCACCGCCAGCAUCACAAUCCCCGCAACCGUCUCCUCCAACACAACCAAGUACCUCGAAAUCGACUACAUCAACAACGACAUUGCCUUUGCAUCCGCCUUUGACUGGGGCACGAACUCGCGCAAUCUCACCAUCCAGCUCAACGGCGGCAACCCAGUCAGACUGGAAGUCCCGCUGUCCGGCCGUCAUAGCGAGCUAUUCGGACCCGGGCUGGGAUGGUGGGAUAGUGCUACGCUGGGGGUAUUGGUAGAUGGGUGGAAAGAUGGGGAUAAUGAGGUUGUGAUUGGGAAUGUGAAUGGGGAGAAGGGAUCGCAGGCUUACGGGGCGGAUUUUGUGGGAUUGAGGAUAUUGGAUUAAGCGUCUAUAUACAUGGCAGGUUGAUCUAGCAUUUCUAGGAUAUAGGCACCUCCCGUGGUUAUUUCUGCCAUCUUCCCCUCCCCGAAACUUAUCUGCGCGCUGUAUCGGGCGAGUUGAUGAGGAUGGAUACGUUGGCGUUGGAGAUGUCGAGGUGUUUGGGGGAGGCUUUCUUGUCUGAUGUAAUGCUGUGUGACGACAGCUAUGGCGAUGAUGUAGAUGAUGUGAUUGCAUACUUUAUCCCUUACAUGGUGCAUACAUGAAUGAUUCAAUAAUCCAUCCUCCAAAUAGGAUCAAUCAAUCAAACAACAACCCCCAUAGCAACCGAGCAAACCAACACCGCCAACAAUCCCAACCCACUCUUCGUAACAGGCUGACUCAAAACCACACCCGCACUCUCAUCAUCCCCC